Physella acuta is the source of this 584-nucleotide messenger RNA. RefSeq names its product histone H1.M6.2-like. Gene Ontology annotation, biological process: nucleosome assembly. The record is from RefSeq and is a predicted model, not a curated record. Gene Ontology annotation, molecular function: DNA binding. NCBI's taxonomy places the organism in Eukaryota, Metazoa, Mollusca, Gastropoda, Physidae. Gene Ontology annotation, cellular component: nucleosome.
AAGGCUGCUAUCACAAGCUUGAAAGAGCGAGGUGGUUCUUCACGACAGGCCAUCCUUAAAUACAUAAUGGCAAACUACAACGUUGGAAAAGAUGAGAAAACCAUCAACAGCCACCUGAAGAUGGCUCUCCGUGCUGGAGCCAAGAAUGGAAACUUGAAGCAGUCCAAAGGAGUUGGUGCAUCUGGCUCAUUCAAGAUUGGUGCCAAGGAAGAAGCAAAGCCAAAGGCUAAAUCACCUAAAAAGGCUGAGAAACCAAAGGCUGUCAAGCCUAAAUCUCCAGCCAAAGCCAAAAAGCCCAAGGCAAAGAAAGCUGCAGCUCCUGCUGCCGCACCUGCAGCCAAAAAGCCAGCUGCAUCCAAGAAGCCAAAAUCUCCCAAGAAGGCUGCCGCUAAGAAACCCAAGGCACCUAAACAAGCAGCUGCGGCUAAACCUAAAAAGCCCAAAACACCCAAAAAGAAAGCCUCUCCAAAGAAAGCAGCGCCUGCAAAGAAAGCUGCACCCAAAAAGGAAAAGUAAAAGUGUGAUAUAAAAAUUGACUGAGAAAGGACUCGAUAAAUUAUUUCAUCCAGAUUUCUAUGACAACU